Molecule: messenger RNA, 795 nt
Organism: Acanthosepion pharaonis
Lineage: Eukaryota; Metazoa; Mollusca; Cephalopoda; Sepiida; Sepiidae
Source: the annotation of a GenBank genome assembly
AUGGCAAAAAUUAUAUUGUUCUCUCGUAUUUCUCACGUAUUAUUAUAUCUUUCGCUUUUAUUUCUCUCAUGUUAUAUUAUCUUUUAUUUAUCUCUUAAUUGUAUCGUUUUCUCUUAUUUCUCUCAUUAUUAUAUUCUUCUCUUUUAUUUCACAUAUGAUUAUAUUCUCUCUUAUUUCUUUAAUGUUAUUAUAUUGUCCUUUCCAAUUUCUCUCCUUAUUAUAUUGCUCUAUAUUAUUUUUCUCCAUCUAAUAUUGUUCUGUUUUAUUUCUAUCCUUAUUAUACUAUUCUCUCUUAUUUCUCUCGUUAUUAUAUUGUUCUCUUUUAUUUCUAUCCUUAUUAUACUGUUCUCUCUUAUUUCUCUCGUUAUUAUAUUGUUCUCUUUUAUUUCUAUCCUUAUUAUACUGUUCUCUCUUAUUUCUCUCGUUAUUAUAUUGUUCUCUUUUAUUUCUAUCCUUAUUAUACUGUCUCUCUUAUUUCUCUCGUUAUUAUAUUGUUCUCUUUUAUUUCUAUCCUUAUUAUACUGUUCUCUCUUAUUUCUCUCGUUAUUAUAUUGUUCUCUUUUAUUUCUAUCCUUAUUAUACUGUUCUCUCUUAUUUCUCUCGUUAUUAUAUUGUUCUCUUUUAUUUCUAUCCUUAUUAUACUGUUCUCUCUUAUUUCUCUCGUUAUUAUAUUUCUAUCUUAUUAUACUGUUAUUUCUCUCGUUAUUAUAUUGUUCUCUUUUAUUUCUAUCCUUAUUAUACUGUUCUCUCUUAUUUCUCUCGUUAUUAUAUUGUUCUGUUUUAUUUCACAUCUGA